AUGUCAAAACAAAAACACGUUUACUACUUAUUACAUUUCAGCGUAUGGUUUUUGUGUAAAUUAUCGAUAAUUCAUGAAAAGUAGAAAUGGCUAAGCUGCACAGUUAUUAUGUGUUAUGUCCGCUGAUUGACCAAAAAAGUUUUCUUGGCGUCUCUAGUGAUAAAGACGCUGAAAACGUUAUUGUAACUUUGGGUCGUAACGUCGUGAAUAAACACAGGCUAUCAGAUCAGAAGCAGAUAGGCGGAUGGACCUCAAAAGAUCACAUAACCUCUGCAGUCAUAUUUGACCAUGAGCUGGACAGUUAUGUUGGAGUUUUCAACAAUAAUACCAUCAAAACUUGGGCUAACGAUACUGAAAAUUUGGAAAAAGUCAAGAAGUAUAAGUUUUCUGUGAACAUUUUGAAGCUGCUAACAAGAAAAGAUCAACCAUCCCUGGUGGUGUUCACUAAUGGGAACUGUACAUCACUUUCAUAUGGUCUUGAAAACAGAAAAACAUUUGAAGGGAAGGCCAUUAUAAAAAAUCUUGAAAAUAUUGUUGAAGCUGCAUAUUAUUCGGUAGACAAUACUGAUCACAUUUGUUUUAUAACCCAUAAUAACAAAGACAAGUAUGAGAUAGUGUUUUGCCCUCUGAGAAAUGAGCUGGGAGAUCUUGAGAAAGCUAAACUGAGCAGAGUUAAAGUGGAGAGGCCAGAACAUGAUGUGUAUGUUGUUGGAAAGCUCAUCAGUGCAGAUGACCACCCUGUCGUCUACAUAUUGUGGAGCGACUCAAAAAUGAUGGUUUAUCACCUGGUAAAGAACACAUGGAAGACAAUAGGGAAUGUUCCAUGGAUAUCCACCUUGACCAGCCUGUCUCUUGCCUGGAUGGGAGACAAGCACCUCAUACUGUUUGGAUCCAACACCAACCAAGAGGGAGGCAUCAUUGUUGCAUACAACACAGCUCUCGGAGUAGGUUCCUGUAGAUACCCGAUGAAGAUGUAUUCAGAAGGUGCCAAGCUCUACUGCUUCAAUGGCAGAAUCAUCUUGGAGUCAUCCAACCACAUUGGCAUGCUCCCCUAUGUAGUGGAGACCAGCAGAAGUCUGUCCAGCCUCCUCGGCUCUCAUGAGGUGAUACUAGAUGACCGCAUCCAGAUAGCUGACUGGGGAAAGGAGAAGAAACAAUCAUACAAUUUCACUGAUGAUGUCAAGAGUCUGGUUGAGCUUGGCUUAACUGAACGCGCCAUUUGCUCUCAGGUCAUACCAAAUCUAAUAGAUAGUAAGAAUAACAAGAAAAUAAGCAAAAUCAUUUCUCAAAUCAAAGACAUACCAGAGUCCAUUCUGGUAUCACUGCUGUCCUACAUUAUUAAAUCAGCUAAGGCUGGCGAAGUAGAUGUGACUGAUAAAACUGGUUUUCAUGUAUUUUGUACUAAAGCUGAAACACAGCUUUCUCUACUAAAUAAUCUGUUUGAGAUACCAUUCAGUGAUGCCCUGUUGAUACCUCACCUCCGAAAUGGACUCACUUUGAAUGAUGCCAUGUUCCUUAUGACAUACAUUUCUUACUUGCUGGUUGAUUCUGAAAAGACAUUUGGACCAGAAUAUGAGAAUAAGCUCAUUGAUUGGUGUACCCUGAUAAUGGAUGCUUUCUACCAACAGUAUCUGAUGACUAAAGAUGAGAAACUAACUCAUGUGUUAGAGAAUAUGAGGAGUAUUGUUGUGGACCUGCUGGAUCAAAUAGCAGUGAUAGACAACACCUUGCCCAUGUUGAACAAACUGUUGACUGGCAAAAAUAUUGAGGAAGUUGAAGAAACUUUACCUUAUGCUAUAGAAUUGAUGCAAAUAUAGCAACUUUAUGAAA
This is a messenger RNA of Plutella xylostella (diamondback moth), 1830 nucleotides long. Its product is annotated as nucleolar protein 11. The record is from RefSeq and is a predicted model, not a curated record. Gene Ontology annotation, molecular function: RNA binding. Gene Ontology annotation, cellular component: nucleolus; nucleus. Lineage: Eukaryota; Metazoa; Arthropoda; Insecta; Lepidoptera; Plutellidae. Gene Ontology annotation, biological process: maturation of SSU-rRNA.